UUCGUGUACGGGACUAAGACUGACCGCAGGAGAACAACCGAGGACUGAGAUAUGUAACAUUUACCUGUUUGCUUCUCAGGUUUUUUUUAAAAAUGGAGAACUCCUCUAAAGAAGAUUACAAGAUCCAGUCGUUUGAUUUGGAGACUCAGAAACUCCUCAAAACGGCUUUGAAAGACCCAGGUUCAGUUGACCUGGAGAAAGUUUCCAGUGUAAUAGUGGAUCAGUCUCUGAAGGACCAGAUCUUCAGCAGGGAGGCGGGACGCAUCUGUUACACUAUUGUGCAGUUUCCUCGCUGGAUUCAGGCCGAGGCCAAGCAGAGCAACGGGAGCGUGUUUCGGCGUAGCCUUCUGACCCGAUUGCAGCAGGAGUUUAAAGCCAGAGAAGAAACGCGGACGAGAUCCACUCAGGAGUGGGUUUGCCUCGUGUCCUUCAUCUGCAACAUCUUCGACUACCUCAAGGUGAACAACAUGCACAUGAUGGCUCUGGUGCCGCCCGUCUAUGACUGUUUGUUCAGACUGGCCCAGUCUGACGCCCUGAAGAACGAGGAGGAGGUGAAUCUUGAACAUUAUUACAUAGAAAUGGAUCAACUAUAUAAGGGUGAUUCUUCAACUAUGUAGUUUCAGAAAAUAAAAACAUUUCUACAAACUGUUUUUUUAGUAUCAGUAUCUGUCUAGAAACCUUCCCUUAGUUGGGUGCGAUGAUUUGUAUUGAAUAAUAUAUAUAUAUAUAUAUAUAUAUAUAUUGGCAUUUUUAUCUGACAGCCCAAGAAAACGCCCAAGUUCUCUUAUUUACCAACAAUAUUGUAGCAAUAAUAAAUAAUAAAAUAUUUCUUACUACCUUAA
This is a messenger RNA of Pimephales promelas (fathead minnow), 842 nucleotides long. The record is from RefSeq and is a predicted model, not a curated record. Lineage: Eukaryota; Metazoa; Chordata; Actinopteri; Cypriniformes; Leuciscidae.